Echinostoma caproni is the source of this 1413-nucleotide messenger RNA. The record is from the annotation of a GenBank genome assembly. Lineage: Eukaryota; Metazoa; Platyhelminthes; Trematoda; Plagiorchiida; Echinostomatidae.
AUGCNGAUGCCCAGUAGGGAGACUAUUUUAUCAGCGUUUGGUUAUGCCACCAUCUUUGGUAACGUGACAACCAUAUUUCAAGGCAUGUAUGCAACACGAUCGCGUUAUCAUGACAUGAUGGGAUCGGUGAAAGAUUUUAUCAAGACGCACAGUGUCCCGAAAGAUUUGGCCGAACGAGUGAUAGACUAUGUGACUUCGACUUGGGCUAUCACAAAAGGCAUCGAUACAGCCAAGGUUCUUAACUACUGUCCAAAGGAUAUGAAAGCGGAUUUAUGCAUCCAUCUAAAUCGAAUGGUAUUCAAUGAACAUCCUGCAUUUCGACUGGCCAGUGACGGUUGUCUGCGUGCCUUGGCCGUGAAUUUCAAUACAAUUCACACAGCCCCGGGUGAUCUGAUCUUUCACCAAGGAGAAAGUAUCGAUCAACUGUGUUUUGUUGUGUCAGGCUCGUUGGAAGUGAUACAGGAUGAUGAAAUUGUGGCCUUCCUCGGUCGUGGUGAUGUGUUCGGUGAACCGUUCUGGAAAGAACCGAAUCGGAUGAGCCAUUCCGCGGCCACUGUUCGUGCGCUGACCUAUUGUGAUUUGCAUUGUAUCAAGAAGGACAAUUUGCUCCAAGUGCUCAACUUCUAUUCUGCAUUCGCGAACAGCUUCGCCCGGAAUCUGGUACUGACCUACGAUCUCAAAACGCGAAGUUCGAUCGAUACAGACAGUCAGUUGGAGCCGCGCUCGAUCGAAACAGAGAGCGGUUCUUCUUCCAGAUCACCAAAAGGGGCCAGUCAAACAGAAUCGCUAUCACGAACGAGCCUGGCGGAAUCUGAGCUGGACUGUUUAUCACAAGGUGGACGUCACGUGCCAAAUCGCGGUGAUAGGACACCGAUUAAUACUCAUCCGGAAUUCACCAGUCAAGAAGGAACAUUUUUGUACCCGGGGAACAGCGGAACAGAGGAAUCGAUGCAUAGCAAUUAUCGAUCAGCUCAUGCUCCUAUUCCGUCUCGAACGCUGACCACUAAUCGCAGCACAAAACGAAUCACAAGAGGAGACUCGAACAGCUACAAUUCGGGCGGUUUUGAAACUCAUGUCCGUCCACUCCUUACACCCAUAUUUCAUCGGGAUCCCCUCGUCGAUUUCUCAGGUUCUUCUUACACAUCCGAUCCCGUGGUUUUUGCAUCAGGUCCCUCUCAUUCAAUUGGACAGGCUACCGGUUCAUCAGAUCGAACAGUACAUACUAGUAAUACACACCAAGUUCGAUACAUCCCUCGGAUUCAUUAUGAAACAGUAGGUUCCGAGCCGGAGCACAGCUCCCAAUCCUCCCCUGUUGUUUUGGCUCCACGUGCAACAUCAGACAGUUUGACUUCCAGUAGUGAUCAGUCGGUCAAUACACAAACAACCAGAAAACAAACAUUUUCCUUAUUGUGA